Messenger RNA from Rana temporaria (common frog), 2131 nucleotides. RefSeq names its product cyclin B3 (gene CCNB3). Bases 265 to 1506 code for a protein of 413 amino acids. NCBI's taxonomy places the organism in Eukaryota, Metazoa, Chordata, Amphibia, Anura, Ranidae. The transcript has 12 exons. The record is from RefSeq and is a predicted model, not a curated record. Gene Ontology annotation, biological process: regulation of cyclin-dependent protein serine/threonine kinase activity; mitotic cell cycle phase transition. Gene Ontology annotation, molecular function: cyclin-dependent protein serine/threonine kinase regulator activity. Gene Ontology annotation, cellular component: nucleus; centrosome; cytoplasm.
GCUGCUGCUACUGCGAGAGAUCCGAUCCAUAGAGACAGGGGGAGAGCCGAACCAUCCGAUCCACACAGAGGGGAGAGCCGAACCAUCCGAUCUAUAGAGAGGGGAGAGCCGGACCGGACCAUCCGAUCCAUACAGAGGGGAGAGCCGGACCAUCCGAUCCAUACAGAGGACUGAGCACGAGAUCCGGACCGUCCGACCCAUAGAGAGGGGAGAGCCUCACAUCCGGGACCCCACCGACCGCCGUUGGCUCGCAGAAACCUGAAAAUGUUGCCCUCCACUCGUCACCCCCGACCUGCGCUUUCCAAACUGCCUCGUCCAGGGAAGUCGGUGUUUGAAGAAAAUGUUCGCCCCGGAAAGGAGGACUGCACACAGACAAAGCGCUCCCCUUCCUCCCCACAGGGAGGUGCAAAAAAGAGAUCUGCGUUUGGAGACAUCACCAAUGCACAUAAAAACCAACAACUGCUUCAGAAAAAGAAAGACGGGCAGAAGGUUCUGAAGAAGACAAAAGGCACCGCAAAAAAUAAUGAAACCAACCUCAAAAGAGCUACAAAAAAGGUUGCCACCAUAGAGGUGCCUGAAGAUGUAAAAGAUACCACUGUGACCAGCGAAGAAGUGACGCCACCGAAAAAGCAAGAGGAGCAGCCUGUAGAGCAGACCUUGCCUAAAGAUGUUGAAGACAUUGAUAAAGAUUCGAUGGAUGACCCGUUCGCCAGCUCCGAGUAUGCCUUGGACAUAUUUAACUACAUGCGUUCCAGAGAAGAAAAAUUCAUACUGCCCAAUUAUAUAGAUGUACAGCGUGACAUCAGUAAGGAGAUGAGAGCGAUCCUGGUGGACUGGGUGGUGGAAGUGCAGGAGAAUUUUGAGCUGAACCACGAGACUCUCUAUCUGGCGGUAAAGUUGGUGGACCAUUACUUGGCCGCCUUCGUAAUUGCAAGGGAAAAGUUGCAGCUCAUCGGUUCUACGGCUGUGCUCGUGGCAUCCAAAUUUGAGGAACGUUGCCCGCCCUGCUUGGAUGACUUCCUCUAUAUAUGCGAUGAUGCGUACAAGAGGGAGGAGCUGAUUGCAAUGGAGAUGGAUAUGCUACAGAAGCUGAACUUUGACAUAAAUAUCCCCGUUCCUUAUCGCUUCCUGCGUCGCUUUGCAAAGUGUGCCCAUGCCAAUAUGGAGACUCUGACACUCGCCCGGUACAUAUGUGAACUCACAUUGCAAGAGUACGACUUUGUGCAGGAGAGGGCUUCCAAGCUGGCGGCCAGCUGUUUGUAUCUUGCAAUGAAGAUGAAAGACCUGGGCGGAUGGACAGCCACACUUCAGUAUUACAGCGGAUACCCAGCUACAGAUUUGUUGCCCCUUAUGAAGAAGCUAAACUCUCUGCUCAAGAAUCAGCCAAACGAUAAGCUGAAGGCUGUAUAUAGUAAAUACACACACCGAGUAUUUUUCGAAGUAGCAAAACUCCCCGCUCUAGACAUGAGGCGGUUAGAAGAAGAAGAGGAGGAAUCCAACAGAUAACCCUCAUCACCCCCUUCCUCCUUCCUGCAGAGAAUCUUUGCUUUUGUAUAUAGAAUGUAAAUAUAUGUAUGUUUUAUCUUCACUUAUGGAUGACUGAUUUGUCUUUUUUGUACAGAUGCUUAAAAUAUCAUUGUCCAUAUUAUUAUCCAAGUAUGAUAAAAAAAAAGUGUAAUAUUUUGUAAAAAGAAAAACACAUUCUGAAUAUUUGAGCUUCCCUUCCCCCACCUUUUUUUUUUAAUUACCUGCCUAGCUGUUAGUAUCUUUUUGGCUUCUUUUGAGUGAAAAAAGGCAACUGGAUCUGUUGCAAUGUUCAGUCCAUCUGCAUGUCCUAACAGGAUAAUUACAUUUUUUAUUUUUAUUCGUGAAAAGAGAUGAGUCAUCAAAUUCCAUUUGGCUUAAGUAUUAAAAUUGCUAUUUUUUAUUUGCAAGUCUUUUAAAAUUGGACCAUUUAAGAAGUUUUUCGCUUAUCAAGCCUGUGCACUUGUUUAAGAAGGAACUGCCAUUUUAUAAAAAAAAAAAAAAAUAUUGGAACACCUUGCUUUAGCUUUUCAGGGUGAUUCAAAUGUAAUUAAAAAAAAUGAAUAAAACUGAACUUUUUCUUCAUGGAUGGGAGCAAGAGAUUAAU